CAAUGUGAACUGAGUGAUUCAAGGUUUUGCAAAAUCCUACAGUUAGCAGUUUUCCUGAAUGCAGCACAGUGACGUUUUAGACGUAGUCGGAGCUGAACUUCUACUGUGCUGCGUUCACCAGCAUCAUGUUCAGCACCUGACUGGAGAAGCACGGGGUCCAACCGGUCCAACCCAGCCUCUGCUGACAAGUUCAGUGUCGCUCUCCCGGUUGUUGAGAGGGGUUCGUAGUUAAAGAAGGUUACCGGUGUCCCGGCCGUGAUGGACCGCUGGAGGGGCAGAGUGGCUCUGGUGACCGGAGCCUCGGUCGGGAUCGGGGCGGUCGUCGCUGAGGAGCUGGUCCGCUGCGGGAUGACGGUGGUGGGCUGCGCCAGGGACGUCCAACACAUACAGAAACUGGCAGCUGAGUGUCAAAUCGCCGGCCACAGUGGCGUUCUGGUACCUUUCAAGUGUGACCUGAACAACGAGGAGGAGAUCCUCUCCAUGUUCGCCGCCAUCAAAGCGCAGCACAAAGGGGUGGAUGUGUGCAUCAACAACGCUGGCUUGGCUCAUCCAGAGUCGCUGUUAAAUGGCCAAACCAGCGGCUGGAAGAACAUGCUGGAUUUUCAGGGUCCUGGUGUUGUGCAUGCCGUCUCACUGUCUCACUGUCUCACUGUCUCACUGUCUCACCGUCUCACCUGUGUCGACGGGCACAUCAUAAACAUAAACAGCGGUAGCGGACAUCGUGUUGUUCCCAGUGCUGAUGUACAUUUCUACAGCUCCACCAAGUACGCGGUGACGGCCCUGACGGAGGCUCUAAGACAGGAGCUGCGUGUGGCCAACACCCACAUCAGAGCCACGAGUAUUUCUCCCGGUGUAGUGGAGACAGAAUUUAUUCGGCGGCUCUACAGACAUGAUGCUGAUAAAGCGGCUGCUUCAUACUAUAUGAAUGUAUGUAUACUAGCAUAUUAUUUCACUCUUUCACUUCUCUUACAGCCUUUGGAAGCAAUAGAUGUUGCUAACUCGGUUACCUACGUCCUAGGCGCCCCUCCCCAUGUGCAGAUUGGAGAUAUUCUGAUGCGACCUGUGGAGCAGGUGUCGUAGGCCUGCACCACGCAGACAUGUUCUUCAUCUGAUCAUUACAAGUACUUUAUCUGAUCAUGCAAUAACUUUGAUUUUGAAGGUUGUACUAUCAUUUUGCACUUACAGAAUAAAAUGUCUGAUUUGAAGAUGAA
Molecule: messenger RNA, 1211 nt
Organism: Sebastes umbrosus (honeycomb rockfish)
Lineage: Eukaryota; Metazoa; Chordata; Actinopteri; Perciformes; Sebastidae
Product: dehydrogenase/reductase SDR family member 11-like
Exons: 7
Coding region: 259-1080 (273 amino acids)
Molecular function (GO): oxidoreductase activity
Source: RefSeq, a predicted model, not a curated record